Messenger RNA from Oldenlandia corymbosa var. corymbosa, 1784 nucleotides. Lineage: Eukaryota; Viridiplantae; Streptophyta; Magnoliopsida; Gentianales; Rubiaceae. The record is from the annotation of a GenBank genome assembly.
ACCUGGAGUUCCAACCUCCAUAAUUAUCCAAUCCAAGCUGUUCACAUUAAUGAUUAAACGCUUCCUCAUUUUCCAACAAAUUCUUCUACUUGAACACUUGGUCUUCUCCAUUUUCCAUCGUCUUUCAAUCCCCAUCUUCCAUUUCUCACAUUCUCUUGCUCUCCGUUUUCAAAAAUUCUCUCUUUGUUUUUCAUCUAAAAAAUUAUAUUUCUUCGCCCCUCCUAACUAAUUGAGUUAUAAACAGGAUUUACAUCACAAUGGGGAAGAACAAGCAUCACUCUAUAGAUGCAAUUUUUGAAGAAAAUGCAGGGGAAAGCGAUCAGAUAUCCCCAACCCGACAAAACAGCAGAAGUCCUACCAUUAAAGAUCGAAAGCCCACUUCGAAAAUCCUCGAAGCAGAGCAGAAAGCUGGAUCAAAUUCCAAGAAGCGAAAGAGGAUCAGUAAGGAAAAGAAAAAGAAGGGUUCGAAAGAAGAAAUUGGUGAAGUUCAAGUCUUUGAAGAGAUAGGAGAAAAAGAACCAAUUGAGGGGAAAGGGUUGUUUUUCCAAUCCAAUUCUUCACCUCAAGAAUUUGAUGGUAUUUCGGAGCCCAAUUCCAAAUCCCUCGAUGCAGAGAAGAAAUCGGUGUCAAAUUAUUCAAAGAGGGGGAAGAAGAAGGAUUCGAAACAUGAUGAUAAUGACAAAGAGAAGGCUGAAAACCUCAUCCAAGAUGUAGUCAUUGAAGAAGCAGAGCAUGCAGCCCAAGUUGAGGGGAAAUCAGAUCUAUUUCAAUCCACUUCUUCAACUCCAAAGGUUGAUGGUGAUUCAGAAUAUAUGCCAAAUAAUAAAAGUGGAAAUCCCAAUUCAAAAACCCAAAGGGAAGAGCAGAAAGAAGAAAUGAGUUGUGGUUUUGGUCUGACAGGUACAAGGGUGUUUACAGAGGACGAUGAGCUUAUACUGCUUCAAUGUAAGAUUGAUUUUGGAUUAUUACACAAGGUACCGGCAUCAUCCGUUAGUGCUAGUGUCUUGCAUGAGUUUUUAAAGGGAAAACUUCAUUAUGAUUUUAGCAAUAAUCAGAUUAAUGAAAAGAUAAGGAGAUUGAAGGAAAGAUUUGUUAAGAACGGGGAGAUGGUUGAAAAGUGUGGUGGUGAGAUUGCUGCUUCCUUAAGGCCACAUGAGGUUUUGGUGUUUGAGCUUUCAAAGAAAAUCUGGGGUGAAGAAAAUAAUGAGAAUGUUGAGGAUCGGAUAUUAGUCGAGGAUAGCAGUAAUGGGAUUGAUGUGAAGGCUAAAAAGAAGAUCAUCAAUAAAGCGAAAAGGAGUUCGACUCCAGAAUUCGGUGCAAAUGAAGCGGCUGUGGAUGACAAAGAUGGUGAGGUUUCCACGAAGAAGAAAAGAUUGAUGGAGGCCAUUGAAAAGGUUACAAAGAAGAUCAAAUUAUUGCUUGAGCUUGCCCAACUUGAAUAUGAUGAACUGAAGAAGGAGGGAUAGAGUGCUGCUGUUUCAUUGUUCUUGUUUUACUAGUAGUAAAUUUUUGGUGUAUUAGCAAGUCUGAUUAGCUCAAUCGAAUGGAGUAGUUAAUUACCUAUAUAUGCUACUUUGACAAAUCGCUGUUUUGCUGAUUAUGAAGUGUUCUGUGAAUGAUUGAAAGGUAUUAAUUUUAUGUCUGAAUUUUGAUUUCAAGAUCAGGGGAACUGCCACUGGAAGGUUUUCCUACCAAUUGAAGGUUGAGAUAUAGUUUGCAUUUUGGUUUGCAAGUCUUAUAAAAUGUUGUUGUAUUCCUUUCAACUCAUGAUCAUUAUUGACCCC